Messenger RNA from Xiphias gladius (swordfish), 3385 nucleotides. It is a transcript of the gene gdpd5a, whose product is annotated as glycerophosphodiester phosphodiesterase domain containing 5a. The coding region runs from base 369 to 2129 and encodes 586 amino acids. NCBI's taxonomy places the organism in Eukaryota, Metazoa, Chordata, Actinopteri, Istiophoriformes, Xiphiidae. Gene Ontology annotation, cellular component: plasma membrane. The transcript is spliced from 16 exons. Gene Ontology annotation, biological process: positive regulation of neuron differentiation; lipid metabolic process. The record is from RefSeq and is a predicted model, not a curated record. Gene Ontology annotation, molecular function: glycerophosphodiester phosphodiesterase activity.
AACUCUUCUGCAUGAGCACUGAUGGGACAUUUUAUUCAAGGAGAGACGGUCCCCUCAUUUAAAGAAACAUCCCUUAUUUUCAUGCGUUACAACCGUGUCUGCUGCUACAGUAUAAAGUUGGUUGAUGUGCGCAAUCGGUUCGCCUCGCACUGUCGCCAAAAGUAACUUCGCAGACUUGCCAUAUGAAUCGGUGAAGUCCAGCAGUGGAGAAACGACAUUAUGUCAACAACAUCCGUGGAAAUAACCGAUUAACCGAGAGCUUCUGACGUUUUCAACAUUGUGGGAGAGAAAAGUCGGCCGUGGAGGUAAGGAUUCCCUGUCCUGUGUGGGAUGUUAACAGACUGGUGGUGCGUUGAGGCUGAAGGAGCAUGGUGAAACACCAACCCUUACAGGUCUAUGAGAAGCAAGUCUUUGUGUCCUUUGUUACUGGGAUCUAUGGUUGCCGCUGGAAACGCUACCAGCGUUCCCAAGAUGACAGCUCCAGGUGGGAGUGUACAUGGUUCAUCAUCUUGUGCAGCUCUUUCCUUCUGCUUCUCUUUUGGGCCUACUUCUGGUUGGUGGCUCAAAAUGAUUUCAAUGAGUUCAACUGGUCAGUAUACAACCGCUCUGGAGAAUGGAAGGAUGAGACGAUCCCCAUCCUCGCAUCCACCAUCGUGGGAUUCAGUUACAUCACAUUCUUACUGAUUUUAGCUCUUUUCCAUAUAUCCUUGGGCCAACAGCUGAACCUCUACUGGGUUCACAAGAUUGGAGUGUUGGCUACAUUGCUUACCGCUAUCUCAGGUGUUGUCUCUGUUGAUGACAUAUGGGGAGAUGAGUGGGACAUCCUCCUUGUAUCACUGCAGUCCACAGCACCAUUCCUGCACAUUGGAGCCCUGGCAACAGUCACAGCUAUCGGCUGGUUGGUAGCUGGAUAUGUGGUCCGCAGAGAGAGAUCCAAUUUCCAGGUGAUGGUGUUGGUGAGCUACAUCAUCAUCCUCCUGGCUGUCUGUUUGGCACCAUUCACAUUCACCUGCCCCUGCAUCAUGGACCGCCACAGCCUCAAACCUCGACCAGACAUCAUCGGUCGACGGGGUGCUCCUAUGCUGGCUCCAGAAAACACCAUGGUGUCCUUUAACCGAGCCCUGCAGCAUGGAGCCAGCUCCCUGGAGGCUGACGUGGCUAUCAGUGUGGAUGGGGUUCCAUUCCUCAUGCGAGACCGCACAUUGAGGCGAACCACAGAUGUCAGUAAGGUCUUUCCAGCCAGACAGUUUGACGAUGCCUCUUUCUUCAACUGGACAGAGAUUCGCUCUCUAAAUGCAGGCCAGUGGUUUUUGGAGAGUGACCCCUACUGGACAGUAGAAACCCUGACAGCGAGGGACCGCAGCAGAAUAGGCAACCAGUCGGUUUGUAGUCUGGUGGAGAUGCUGCGUCUGGCAGCCAGGGCCAACAGCUCCGCAUUGCUUAACAUCCGCAAGGCUCCACCAGAACAUCCGCGCCACCGGAGCUGGUUCAUGGAUACGCUGUGGGCUGUGCAGAAAGCAGGGAUUUCCCAGAAGCGGGUGAGGACUGUCACGUGGACCCCCGACAGCGACAGGGGGAGGGUGCGAGGGCUUCAGCAGACCACAACUGAGAAGCUGUCGGUGGGGGAGAUAAGGCAGAGGGGUAUUACAAGCCUGACCCUCCACUAUAGCAAGGCCAGCCACAAAGACAUACAGGAGUAUCUGGCCAAUAACGUGAGUGUGACCGUCUACCCAGUGAAUGAGCCCUGGCUCUACUCCAUUCUGUGGUGUAGCGGGGUGCCUUCUGUGUCCUCUGAUGCCCCUCAAGUCCUCCGAAAGGUGCCUUACCCCAUCUGGCUCAUGAGCCAGAGCGCUUACAACUUCAUCUGGAUCACUUCAGAUCUAGUCUCCCUCGCCAUAGUCAUAGGGAUUUUCUGUUUUCAGAAGUGGAGGAUGAGCGGGAUGCAGAACUAUAACCCAGAGCAGAUUAUGCUGAGCGCUGUGGUGCGACGGUCCAGUCGGGAAGUCAACAUCAUGAAGGAGAAGCUAAUAUUCUCAGAUCUUAACAAUGGGCUCAGCAGUACAGAGGAGCUUUCGCUGUAUCCCGAGAAUGGUUAUGCGAGAUACUCUCACGGCGGCCUCAGUCGCUGAACAAAAUGCACAGCCGCGGAUAGAAAAUCUUGGAUGUUAGUUUCAUUUCAGAGCUUUGACAAUGACGGAAAAUUAUUUUCUUGUGAGAGAAAAAAAGGAGCACAUGGGGCAAACUGAUCUAUCAGGCAACUUACCCAAGUGAUAACAGCAUACCAAAUCUUGUCUAAAGCAUGGAAAAUGAAUGUUCCACUAUAUGACCAGUUUUUAUAAUAACUGAUUAUUCUUAAUAUAAUUUUGUGUGUAUUUUUUCCCAUAAUUCUGUAUUAGACUUCCAGUCUAAUACAGAAUCAUCUAAAAUAGUUCAUUAUUAACUGUAAGGAGUCAUUUUGUAACUUUAAAUGUUAUGAAUUUGUGCGUAACAGUUAGGAUGCAACAUCAAUAUCCUCUCUUGGACCACAUGGCUGUUUUGUGUGUCAUCACUUACCGGGAUACUCAAAUCAUGUGGAGUCAGACUCAAUGGCCAGAUGAAACUGGAAUUUGUUUUUCUUUGUCACAAAUAGAUGAUUUAAUUUGAAUCGUAAUUUUAAAACAACUUCAACUCAACUCUUUAAUGUAGAGACUUAGUUUUUUCGUGGAGCUGAAAAUGAAUGAAACACAUUGUGUUUGUCAAAAGAAUAUCCACUCCUUCAACUUUACCUGUUAAAUUUAGUGAUCUGUGUGGUUAUCGGGCCAAAAAUCCAUCUGACCAUGAAGAAGAAUUUCUCUUUCAGUUGAUUCGCUUGAGUGACCUUCUCAAAAGUUUUGAGCUAAUAAAGCUGUACUGUUGUAUUUUUCCAUGUCAUUUACUUCACUGUUGUUUUAUAACAGAGGAAAUGAGCAGUGUAGCGUUCUGUAUUAUACACCUAUGUAAAUAUGAGUUGUUUUACAUGUUGUAUUUUUUUUUCCCUCUGAGAGGAUUUUCAAUGGUUUGGACAUAUGAACUGCAUAUUUUAUGUUUGCAUUUAUUAUCAUUAUGACUGAUGUCCUCGUUUAAGUGUGACAGACAGCUUAGGGCAUUGUGUUUUCUAGCAGUUUCACGGGAUGAUGGUGUUUGCGGGUGGGGAGGGGGUGGAGGUUUGUGGGGGGAUCAAUGUUCUACUCUUUUCUUCUGCCUCUUUUCUGUCAUGCCAUGAUUGAUUUACUCUAUUGUCAUAUUAGCAAUUACAACGUUCACAUGACUGCCUUUUUGUUAAAUCAAUGGACUGGUAGAAAAUUGUAGAAUAUUACUUUUAUCUGCAGACAUGUCAACUGUUCAAUAAAUUUGAUCUUGAAAAAUA